UGCAACUUUGUUUACACACGAAACAAAAUGGAGGAAAAUGUCAAAAUUAUUGAUAAAAAGUCAACAAACGUUCCUCUAAAAGUAGAAUAUGUUCGACCUUUCGACAGAUCGCCAGAUAAAGAUUUUCACAAUCGUUCCGAAUCAGAUAAGAAAAUGAUAUGCUACAAUCGUGCCCUAAAAGCCAAAGUGAAAGAUAAAAUUGAUCGGCUGCAAAAUGAAGUUGAAGACAGAGAGAAAGAAGUGGAUAAGGAAAGAAAAUUACGACAAGAAGCCGAGGACAAACUUCAAUCUUGUUUACAAGACAUGUACAGUAGUAAGGAGGUCAAUCAAGAGCUGAGGGAACGACUACCGAGGGCAAAUAAGUCAGAUCCAUUUAAGACAGUACUAAAUGAAGAGUCUGAAACAGACCUGAGUUCUAUUGAGGAGCAGAUUGUUGUGGAGGAAGAGGACAGUAAAGCUUCCAGCCAACAAAACAUGGAAAAAAAGGAGAAAAAGGAGCUGGAAUCCACGGAUGUGAGGAACAAAAGGGGGAAAACUGCCAAAACUCCCCAAGGUUCCCCUAAACAUUCACCAGAACCAUCCCCGAAGUCUACCAGGAGAAAAUUGAAUUAUUCAGGUGACAGAAAAUCAUGCUCCAGUCCCCAAAAUGUUGAAGAAACUCAGUCAAACAGGGAGAGAGCAUCUACCCUUCCUUUUACAAAUAUACCUUCACCUUUACGUGGGUAUUAUGGACAUCCUUUUGGUGCUAGCCCUUAUAUGCCAUACACUGGAAGCCUUCUUUCUGGCAACUAUCCAGGUCUGUCAGGAAAUCCAUUUAUGCAUUCCACUCAACUUUUACAACCAUCAGCUUUACAACGACCUAUGACAUCUCCAGCAUUAAAUUCAAGUCUUGGAGGCUUAGGGUUGUCAGAGCGCCACCUUUCUCAGUCUGUUUCUGUCCCUACCUUGGCAGGGGCUGCUACUCUGAACACAUCUCCAGAUAACCAAACUACAACAACAACCGGUGCUACAGGAGGUCAGAGUUUAGAUCCUGGAUUUGGUGCAAGUGCAAAUUUGUCAGAUUAUUAUAAACAAUAUUACCCAAGGCAUACUUCUAUUCUUCCUGAUCCACCAUUUAUGGCGUCUGCUUCACCCAGAUUGCACUACGGGUCCGGAACCAGUCCAGGAGCAAUGGCAGCAGGGACCAGUCUAGACCCAGAUCAAAACAAGCAUAUAACCAGUCUUCUCAAUGAAAUAGAUUCACAGAGACAGGAAGCUAAAAGGUUGAAGAAUGAACUUAGAGACAAGGAUGCUGAGCUGGAGAUGCUGAAAUUGACCCUCAAAACCAAAGGAUUAGAUCUGAACUCUGACCCCACGGAUGCCCAUAAAGCUGCAGAUCUGGUAGAAGAGGUUUACGCUGCCCAGAAGAAGCGCGAUGAGGCGACAGUUGCCAGGAUGAAGAUAGCCAAUGAGGAGAGAGAUGACAUAUUGGCAAGGUUACAUCAGCUUGAAAUGAGGCUUGAUUCUCACAGAGAUGAAGGUUCAACGUUUAUGGAACGAUCUGAUUUAGAUUUACAACUGGAUGAAGAUCAGAUAGAAAAUGAGGAUAUGUAUUUACUGCUGUCGAGACUGGACUCGCAGUCAUCGGGAGAUAAAGACAUUGCAGCAUUUACCAGGAAGGUAGAAGAGAUGAGACAAAAGCAACGGGAGGUUACUCAAGAAGAAAUGCAGAUUGUUAUGGAGCAAAGAGAUGUUGCCCUGGCUAAGUGCCGAAAGCUAGAGGAAGAACUUUUACGUUACCAGAAAGAGCGGGACGCAGAUGGAGGCAUGGACAAAUCUAUAAGGGCCAAACUCGCCACAGUUCAACAAGAAAGGGACAUGGCAGUUGCCAAAUCCAAACAACUUGACGACGAAAUUCAGACGUUACGUAUUUGCUACAGCUUGCACAAGUCCCUCACCGUUGAAAACACCCACAACAAGUCGCCCAAUAACACCGUCGUCUCCGACCAGGACGAGCUGAGAGCUAUGAAACAAGAGCUGCAGGCAGUACAGAAAGAAAAUGGCCGCCUCGCCUCAGAACUUCGACGUACAACAAUUGACAAGAGACAGUUAGAGCAAGCUCUGGAGUCUGUGUCACUUGACAAAGAAAGACUCCGGAGACUUACUGAUGUUCUCAAAAGAAAGCUGAACAAACUGGCUGAUGAACAGUUAGAUGAUGCUCAACAUUGAAAACCUGACGUCUGCUGCUGCCGCUGCUCUUGUUGUUGUUGUUGUUGUAGUUAUGAUGGGCCCUACACUACCAAUUUUUUUUCCUCUCUAUGUUUUAAACAUACUUGUCAUUAUUUUGCUAAAUGUUUUCCCUCUUCAUUCUUUUUAUACUUAAAGUCUUAUUCUUCUAAAUAUUUUCCUCCUUCUACCAAAAUAUACAAAAGUUCAGAGUUUCUUUUAUGAAAUAUUGCCCUGACAGUACAUUUUGGUAUUACACAACUAAAUGUUUUCCUUCAGCAUUACACACAUGGGGUGUUACAUGGCUAAAUAUCUCGGUACAGGUGUGUGAUAAAUGAAUGUAUAAAAAUACUGCAGCCUAAUAGAUGCGCUGCAGUAAAACAUUUGUAUAUUUAUCUUUGGCCUAAUUUGCAUUUAUAUUCAUGAUCAUCAGUGGUUGCGUAAAUGAAAAGUUCAGGUAGAUAAAAAUCCCCAAUUAAUGAAUGAAUAGGAGAACAAAUUCUAUCACUAUAUUUGAAUUGAUGAUUUUGAACUUUAGGAGAAUAGAAAAAUUAAAAUAUGAUUCGGAUUAGUUAAGUUCUUAAUCAAAUGACGAACAUAAUUAAUUUCAUAGUGUAAUUUAAUAGUGUAAUUGCAUAGUGUAAUUUCAAAUCAUUAUUUCAAUCACUGUUCAUUAUAUGCAUUAAAACAUUUACAUAAAAAUGUGGGCAUUUUAAUUUUUUGUAAAUUGUUUUUUACUUUUAUAACUAGAGGCCUUAAUGAUUGUAAUGAAAAAAUUAGUAAGGAAUGCUUCCAGUACUUGCCAUGUUUAGGUGCAUUAGUAUAAAAUGGUACUUUAUCCACUACAUUUAGCCAUUUACAUUCUCCAUUACAUUCAACCAAUUAUGUUUAUCAGUUACAUUAAAACAAUUAUGUUUAUCCAUCACCUAUAGCCAUUUUAUGUUUAUCAAUUAUAUGAAAGCAAUUGUGUUUAUCCAUUACAGUUAUGUUUAUCAAUUACAUUGAAGCAAUUAUGAUUGUCCAUCACCUUUAGCCAAUUUAUGUUUAUCAAUUACAUUUAAGCAAUUAAGUAUAUCCAUUACAGUUAUGUUUAUCAAUUAUCCAUUACAGUUAUGUUUAUCAAUAACAUUUAACCAAAUAUAUUUAUAAAUUCAUUAAGAUAAUCAUGUUUUCUCAUUCGUGAAGUCAGCAUUUUGUAGACAUUAUACAUAUCUCGUGCAAUAUAUGCAAUACUAACCAAUUAUAUAACAGUAGCCAUAUUAUAUAUUUCUCUCUGUUUUUAUGUAAUACAUUAAUUUUCUUGUAUCUUAUUACUAUUGCUAUAGAAGAAGAAAAAAAACUUGAUUUAUUUUGUAAUAAAUUGCAAUUACAUAUAUUUUUUGCUUACUAGAAGGGAAAAAGUUGAUUUAUGGGAAUUAAGCUUUUGUAAAUGCUGUUUAUCAGUUUAGGUAAAGGGAUUACUUUGCAAUUGUAAUUUGAUCAUGACAAUUACUUUACAUUAUUACUCUUGUAAGUGAUAUGGUACAUUUACAUAUCUCAUGUGGAUAUAUAUGUAUUGACUACUUUUAUGUACCAUUUAUGAGUCAAAAUGAAUAAUUUUCAUAUUCAAUUACCAUUAUUUUUCUUCUGGGAUAGAUGAACUUAUGAACUGGUAGUCAUAUAUUCCUUGGUGAAAUGAUUUUUGUAAUCGAUUACUUUUACUUCCAAUGUAUAGCAAUUAAAAAAAUGCACAUUUGUUACAAUUACAUUUAUAUGUAAUGUACAAGAAUGUACAAAAUUUAUAUACAAUGUAAAUAAUUGUGUUAUUACUUUUACACAUUUGAACAACCUGACUGUUUGCAAUUUUUCUUUUUCUCUUUUAGAUGUUAAGUGCAUGUAAUGUAUUUAUUCUAUUUAUAGAUUAUAUUUGACUGUGAUAGUGUAAACAUUUGGUUGUAAUUGUGUAAUAUUUUUAAGUUGAAUUAUGGCAAAAGCUUGUUACUUACGUAAACUUUUCUCAAGUUAACUUCCAUAUACUUGCCGCUUGUGUCUGAAGGGUUGCCUUUACGGGUUUAAGCAUAAGAAUUUCAGCCACUGUCUAAGCCUUAGUGAUCGUAAGGGGCAACUAUAUUGGUUCGAAUUACUGGAAUCUAUGCAUCUCUAAGAAAAUGUGUGCACCAUAUUUUUCAUAAUAUUAAUUAUGAUAUUAAUCUUAAGUUUAUAUGCAGCUGAUAAGUUACUUUAUCUCUGUAAUUACAUUUGUUUAUUCACAAAUUUCUAUAAAAUUUGUUGGGGAUUUUCUUUACUGUUUUUUUUUCUUUGCUAACUGAUCUAUAUCUUGUAUGUAAUAGGGAAAAUGUUGUGCAUAUAGGGAAAUGUUGUGCAUAUAUAUUAAUGAAUAUGUACUACAGGUAUAUAAUUAUUCAAAUUAUUACAUUGUGUUCCAUUAAACAAACUCUUUGUCGGGAAAAAAUGUGAAACUGUAUUGUCUUCAACUGUCUAUAUAUUUUAAGCACUACACUGUCUAGUUGGUCUGUGUUCUUUUUUUUUUUUUUUUUUUUUUUUUUUGUCUUGUGUUCUGUGCAUUUUCUCUUGUAAACUGUUAUGACCCUAAUCUCAAUUAUUGUGCUUUUUGUGAUGAUCUUUUUAUGCUAAGUAAUGUUAUUUCAUAAUGUUGCAAGAUUUUUUUUUAUUGAUUUUCUUUUACUUGAUUUUAUUAUUAUUAAAAAGCAUUGAAAGUGAUAUAAGUUGUACAUGUUUGAAGAUAUUUUUGAAAAAAAUAAUUAUUGACUUGACCUCUGUAUAGUGUUACAAUCUAAACAUAGAUCUGUUUGGUUUCUAACUGAUAAUAUGAAAAACCUUGAAACCACAACUAACAUUUUUUUAUACAGUGUAUAUUAUUUUGACAAAAAUUGUAAUUUUCUUUUUCUUUUUUCUUUUUAAAUUCAAAAUGACAAAUUUAGUUAUUUUAUUGAAUGUACAUUAUAAAUAUUUAUACUUUAAACCAUGACCUUAAGGUGAUAUUUAAAUUGUAUUCUCAUUUAAUAUAUUAUAUUAUAUUUAAUAUAAUAUAUUCUGUACUUUUGGUGUCGGACAUAUUUAUUACAAAUUCUUACGCUAUAUGUGCUACUCAUUCUUAAUGUCUCCAUUUGUGUGUGAUAUUUUUUAUUUAUUUCAAAAUUCUUUGAAAUUUUCUUCGUUUUUUUCUUUUUUUCAUCAGUUCAUACAGACCGUCCUUCAAAGUAUUGGCCUGAAAUCCAGUCAAAUAGACCAUCCUUUACAUUAUAUUGCCCUAUAAUCCAGUCAAAUAGAUUGUCCUGUACACUAUAUUGGCCUUAAAUCCAGUCAAGUAGACCAUCCUUUACAAUAUAAUAGCCUUAUAAUUAAGUAAAAUAGACGGUUCUUUACAUUGUUUUGGCCUGAAAUCCAGUCAAAUAGACUGUCCUU
This is a messenger RNA of Ruditapes philippinarum (Manila clam), 5631 nucleotides long. RefSeq names its product centrobin-like. The transcript is spliced from 12 exons. NCBI's taxonomy places the organism in Eukaryota, Metazoa, Mollusca, Bivalvia, Venerida, Veneridae. The record is from RefSeq and is a predicted model, not a curated record. Bases 28 to 2208 code for a protein of 726 amino acids.